AAAGAAAAUAGGACAAAAAUUAUAAAUUUAGUUAUGCCUCCUCAGGGGGUCACCAAUUCCUAAAAUCCCCCGCUCGUAAUUAAUUUUUUAGAGGGGUUUGGUUUACCAUAUUUCCUUCCCCUAGGACUUGGCAAGAUAUUUCGAGGCGAUUGUGUUAUUUGGAACACUCGAAAAUUUCAUACGUGACAAUAAUGGAACACUCCAGCUAUUUUGCGUAUGGCAAUUUGCAAUUACAUAAAUUCAAAUCUCUCUGCCUAUUUAUAAUGGUGGCAGCUGGUGGCAGCAGUUUUUGUAGAUUAGAUAUGGGGGAUUAAUAAUACAUUAACGUUCAUCAGAAAAGCACAGGAAUAGACAGGAUUUUCAACUUGAAGUUUUCCCCAUUUAGCCCAAUGUUAUCAGCCAAGUUUGAGUAUACGCCACGCCUUCACCGGUGGAACAAUCCAAAUGAAACUUUCCGAAGUUGAACAUCUAUGUCAAAGGUACUGAAGGGGGUACUUCGUUUUCGAAUCGGUGAGAAUAGGUUUUGGCCAAUAAAUUCAGUAUUCCGGACCAACGUGUAAUGGCAUGAUCAAUGUACUUAAUUAAACUAUAUUAGGCUUUUACAGUAUUUAACACGAUAAAAUGGGGUGUUACUCUUUCAUUCUACUGGCAACUGGAAUCUUGUGUUAAUUAUCGAGUUAAUUGAUUGGAUUUUGUACUCUAUUCAUGCUUCCAAAAUUAUCUUUAGUUGUUUAAUAAUAAAUUUUCCAAACUGCGGGUAGGGUUGACCCCGGCCUAAUGCAGCGCGUCGCACGGCGUCAAGUUACCGAGGCAAUUGUCGAAUUCCCCUCAAUUGUCGAAGAGGUCGUGGCCAACCCAAGGAUAAAAUCCCUCUCCGGUGAUGAUAAGGCCGCCGCAAUUGUGAACUCUUUGAAGCAGCUUACAGCCCAGAGUCAAAAACUUAUCAUGGAGCGUGCAAAAACAUUACAAUUGUCGACAAAGUCUUUCUGGGGAUCAAACAUCGUUCUGGUCCAAGGACUCACGGAAACAAUGCUCGCUGUACUUGGAGAAGUGGAGGGCGACUUUAUCAUUCGGGAACAAAAUGUGGCCCAUAUUCACGAGGACAGAAUAACUGAAGGAGAUGAGGAGUUGGUGAAACUUAAUCAGGAAACACAGCCACAGUGGGGCGUUGCUAAAAUUGGGGCCCCUGCGGUAUGGAACACUACUCAAGGAGAAGGGAUCAUCAUUGCCUACAUCGACACAGGAGUUUAUCUCGGUCAUGACGCCAUACCUGGAGACACUUUCGCCGGAGCCUGGUUCGACCCCUACUAUUCCUACAUGGUCCCCGAUGAUUCUCGAGGUCACGGAUCGCACUGCGCCGGAAUCGCGAUCGGACGAGCGAACGGUAUUUCUGUAUCACCCGCCGCUAAGUGGAUUGCAUGUCGAGGUUUUAGUAAUUUAGGGUCAGCAACGGAAAGUAACCUUAUUUCAUGCGGGCAGUUCAUCCUCUCGGCCACUCCUCGUGCCCACAUCGUCUCAAAUUCUUGGGGCGGAACUGCCGGAGUGACCUGGUACGAUUCUAUCAUAACGGCUUGGCGAGCGGCGGGAAUGAUCCCGAUUUUCUCGGUUGGAGACUCUGGGUCGACUUGUCGCACGGUGACAUAUCCCGGCGAUAGCGAGAAUGUUAUCACAAUUGGGGCUUCCGCCGCUACCGACGCGAUUGCCGCCUUUUCAUCUCGUGGUCCGACCUUGACGGGAAACGUUAAGCCAGAUUUUGUCGCGCCUGGACAUAGCAUUAUUUCGUGUGGGCCAGGGCCAAGGGACCCGAGCCGAUAUGUAAAUAAGGAGGGAAGUACUGCUGCCGCCGCGCAUUUCACGGGUGCAGUAGCUCUCUACCUUAGUCAGAAUAGGGACGCGACAUAUGAGGAAAUUUAUGAAGCCUUUAAGGCUACUACCGUUAAAUCACCUUUAAAUAAUGCGGACAGAAAUUGUGGCCUACCACCUGGAGAAGUUGAAGACUAUCCUAACUACGCAUUUGGCUGGGGGAGGAUAGAUGUUGCAGCCGCCAUGGGCGUUUAAGGAGCUUUGUGUCAGUUUAAUUAGUAAAUUGUGCGAAGAAAUUAAUAAACCGUCGCAAACGCGCAUACGGAAGUAGCUUCAGACUACUUCACCCCAA
Molecule: messenger RNA, 2155 nt
Organism: Folsomia candida
Lineage: Eukaryota; Metazoa; Arthropoda; Collembola; Entomobryomorpha; Isotomidae
Product: thermitase
Exons: 4
Coding region: 778-2058 (426 amino acids)
Biological process (GO): proteolysis
Molecular function (GO): serine-type endopeptidase activity
Source: RefSeq, a predicted model, not a curated record